Messenger RNA from Rotaria socialis, 957 nucleotides. Lineage: Eukaryota; Metazoa; Rotifera; Eurotatoria; Philodinida; Philodinidae. The record is from the annotation of a GenBank genome assembly.
AUGAUUGUAACAGAAUUAAAUAUCCCAUGUGCAUGGGGAGGGACUCUAGCAGGAAUAUUACUUCAAGGUGAUGUCGGAGUGACUGAUAGAUUCAAUCGAUCAACUACGAAAAUUAUUGGCAUUCAUGGAUGGCUUGAUAAUCUUAAUUCAUUAUUACCGGUAUCAAAAAAAUUAAUAGAGCAUAAUCCGAAUUAUGAAAUCUAUUUAUAUGAUCGUGCUGGUCAUGGAUUUUCCAGUCAUCUUCCUAAAGGUUUCGACUAUUCGUAUGGAUGUGGUCUUCAAGAUGUACGUGAAGUCAUUAAAACUCUUGGCUGGCACAAAGAAAAAUUUUCCAUUAUUGGCCAUAGUUUUGGAGCAAUGCUUGGAAUGACAUAUGCAACAUGUCAUCAAGAUGAAGUCUUAUGUGUUGUUGCCAUUGAUGCUAUGGUUCGAGCAGAAGUAACUACAGAAUUAUUUUGGACAACUGUCGGUCGUCGUAUCGAUCAUAAUUUAAGCUUUUUGAAUACUAUACCAAGCACCUACACGGAUGAGUUGACUUUGGAAAAAGCUAUUACACAUACGAAAAGUGGUAGACCUGGCAUUACUGAUGAAGCUGCUAAAUUGCUAAUUGAACGAGCAGUUCGUCGAGAUGAAGAUAAUAAAUUAUGUUUUACUCGUGAUCCCGCCUUAAAAAUGGCUUCAAUUAUGCCAUUUUCGGUUGAUAUGGUUGAAAGUGUCGCUCGAACCAUAAAAGCGUCUAUUCUUUUAAUUGGUGCGAACGAUCCUCAAUAUCCUCGUGCUCAUCAAGCCCUUGAUUUAUUUAAGCAACUUGUUCCUAAUUUCGAAGUGACUUUGAUCGAUGGGCCACAUCAUCUUCAUAUGACACAUGUCGACAAAGUUGUUGAACGCAUUGAACAAUAUUUUGACAAAUAUCUUAAACAAGCUCCUACACGAAUGAUAAUAAAUAGUAAAUUGUGA